AACGUAAUCGCGGGACUUCAAACACGCUCAGUCAUCUCAGUACUGAAAGCUUAAGACUUUUUACUGUUGCAAUAACGGGUUCUCCUUGUGUCCUUUACAUCCCCUCUGCGGAUUUCGUUCCCUUUUCUCCUGGGAGUUCUUGUACUCCUAAAUAGUUUUGUUAUCACUCACUGUGCGAGUUAGCCACAUGCUUAUGCUCUGCGCCAGUAUGGAAGGCCAAACGGCACACAAUUCGUCUCAGUUUCCACGUUUUCCACGUUAAUGUUUGAAAGUUGCCUCCACUGGGACCAUCAAAUGCAUCGCAUCCUGCACGCUGGAAGAUUUUUCCUGGGAAAACACCAUAAGACAGCCUGGCACAAGUGUUGCUCUGGCUUUGCCACGAUGAUGCAGGCAGUGUGUGUUGAUGUACCAGGAGGGCCAGAGAAUUUACUGCCAAGAACCGUCCCCAGACCUCAGCUGAAAGCUGGGCAAGUCCUCAUUAAAGUCCAUGCAGCUGCCCUCAACAGAGCAGACCUACUGCAGAGGCGAGGACUGUACCCACCUCCCCCAGGUGAGAGUGACAUCAUGGGCCUGGAGGUGGCUGGUACUGUGGAUACUCUGGGCCCAGGGCUGAAAAGAGGCUGGAAGCUAGACGACAGGGUCAUGGCGCUGCUCUGUGGAGGAGGAUAUGCAGAAUAUGUUGCUGUGCCUGAGGAGCUUCUCAUGCCAGUUCCCCCUAACCUCACACUCUGCCAGGCUGCUGCAAUCCCAGAGGCCUGGCUCACGGCUUUUCAGCUGCUGGUUUUCAUAGCUCAGGUGAAGGAGGGUGAGGUGGUGCUGUCUCAUGCUGCAGCCAGCGGAGUCGGAACAGCUGCUGUUCAGCUGGUUCGUCUGUUCGGCGCCGUGCCCAUCGUGACUGCAGGGAGCCCAGAGAAGCUGAAGCUGGCUGAGAGUCUGGGAGCAGCAUGUGGGUUUAACUACAAAGAGGAGAGCUUCGUGCAGGGGGUUCAUGACUUUACAGGAGGCAAGGGAGCAAACGUCAUCCUUGACUGCAUUGGGGGGCGAAACUGGGAGCAAAAUGUGAGCUCUUUGGCCACCGAUGGCAGGUGGGUGCUGUACGGCACCUUGGGAGGCAGGACAGUAGAGGGAGAUCUGCUGGGCAAACUGCUCUCCAAGCGAGGCCACUUGCUCAGCAGCCUCCUCCGCUCUCGCAGCCUUCAGUACAAAGCAGACCUGGUAAAGGCUUUCUCACAAAGAGUGCUGCCGCACUUCUCAGAGCAGACAGCCUCUUUGAAGCCAGUGAUCGACAGCACUUUCAGCCUGGAGAACAUUGCAGAGGCUCAUCGGCACAUGGAGGCCAACAAGAACAUGGGAAAGAUUAUCAUUAAUGUGAUUCCACAGCAUCAGGAAACUCACUGAUGAACGGUUGCAGUAACAUGUAAUCACUCUGAAGUGUGUUGUUAUGUGAAAACUAGUUGACUUUCACAGAUGUUGAUUGACUUUUUAAUUAUGCUUAAUCCACCAGUAGUCUAGAGUUGGUUUUUGUGCCCAGUAAUACUAACCCUGCUACUAUUUUAUAUUUAUCCUCCAAAUUUUUAAGUC
Scatophagus argus is the source of this 1581-nucleotide messenger RNA. RefSeq names its product tumor protein p53 inducible protein 3 (gene tp53i3). The coding region runs from base 262 to 1398 and encodes 378 amino acids. Gene Ontology annotation, molecular function: quinone binding; NADPH binding; quinone reductase (NADPH) activity. The record is from RefSeq and is a predicted model, not a curated record. Lineage: Eukaryota; Metazoa; Chordata; Actinopteri; Scatophagidae. The transcript has 7 exons.